Molecule: messenger RNA, 2413 nt
Organism: Ricinus communis (castor bean)
Lineage: Eukaryota; Viridiplantae; Streptophyta; Magnoliopsida; Malpighiales; Euphorbiaceae
Product: dnaJ protein ERDJ2A
Exons: 11
Coding region: 188-2236 (682 amino acids)
Biological process (GO): SRP-dependent cotranslational protein targeting to membrane; post-translational protein targeting to endoplasmic reticulum membrane
Cellular component (GO): Sec62/Sec63 complex
Molecular function (GO): RNA binding; transmembrane protein transporter activity
Source: RefSeq, a predicted model, not a curated record
CCAACACACAAAAACCCUGCCGUUUCCAGAUUUCCUCUGGAUCUCAACAAAAAAUCAAAACCCAAUAAAUCUUAUUUUACCUCAACUGCUGUGCUGUGCACUCAUUCGCGCCUUCGUUCGGACAAGGCGCUCCUGAAACUGAUUCCGAUCUCAUUUGUUCCAUAUUCUUACCUGGUAGGAGAUAACCAUGGCUACCUCAGAAGAGAAUAGUGCCCUAUUCCCAAUUUUUAUUUUGACGAUAAUGGCACUGCCUCUAGUGCCUUACACAAUAAUGAAGUUAUGCCAUGCUGCCUCUAAAAAAAGUAAAAGUAUCUACUGCAAUUGUUCUGAAUGCUUCCGCUCAGGGAAGUACCGCAAAUCUAUAUUUAAGAAGAUUUCAAACUUCUCUACAUGCAGUAACUUGACCUUGAUACUUCUAUGGGUCAUAAUGAUAUUCCUGGUUUAUUACAUAAAAAAUAUGAGUCGUGAAAUUCAAGUUUUUGAUCCAUAUGCAAUACUUGGACUAGAACCUGGAGCUUUAGAGUCGGAAAUAAAAAAGAAUUACAGAAGACUUUCUAUUCAAUACCAUCCUGAUAAAAAUCCAGAUCCAGAGGCGCACAAAUAUUUUGUGGAAUUCAUAACAAAGGCUUAUCAGGCUCUAACAGAUCCAAUAUCCCGUGAGAAUUAUGAAAAAUAUGGUCAUCCGGAUGGUAGACAGGGGUUUCAAAUGGGCAUAGCUCUUCCUCAGUUUCUGCUAGAUAUUGAUGGGUCGUCUGGUGGAGUGCUUCUACUUUGUAUUGUUGGAGUUUGCAUUCUCUUGCCACUGGUGGUUGCAGUGAUAUACCUAUCCAGAUCAUCAAAGUAUACAGGAAAUUAUGUCAUGCAUCAAACUCUGUCUGCAUAUUACUAUUUAAUGAAACCUUCUUUAGCACCAAGCAAAGUCAUGGAAGUCUUCACUAAGGCUGCUGAAUAUGUGGAAAUUCCAGUUCGUAGGACGGAUGAUGAACCUCUUCAAAAGCUAUUUAUGUCCGUUAGAAGUGAGUUGAACCUGGACCUGAAGAACAUUAAGCAAGAACAGGCUAAAUUUUGGAAGCAGCACCCGGCUGUAGUUAAGACAGAAUUAUUAAUACAGGCUCAAUUAACUCGUGAAUCGGCAGCUUUAUCACCCGCUUUGCAAGGCGAUUUUAGACGCGUGCUAGAACUUGCACCUCGACUUCUUGAAGAAUUAAUGAAGAUGGCAGUCAUACCACGCACUGCACAGGGCCAUGGAUGGUUGAGACCUGCGAUUGGGGUUGUUGAGCUCUCUCAGUGUGUUGUGCAGGCUGUUCCUCUCAGUGCAAGGAAGAGUACUGGAGGAUCCCCUGAGGGGAUUGCACCCUUUUUGCAGCUUCCACAUUUCAGUGAGUCGGUCAUCAAGAAGAUAGCACGCAAGAAGGUGCGAACUUUUCAAGAUUUUUGUGACAUGACCCGGGAAGAGCGCCAUGAGCUGCUAGAGCCUGCUGGAUUCUCCUCGUCUGAAAUAGAAGAUGUUGAGAUGGUAUUGGAAAUGAUGCCUUCUGUAACAGUUGAAGUUAGAUGUGAGACUGAAGGUGAAGAAGGUAUACAGGAGGGUGACAUUGUUACAAUUCAAGCUUGGGUGACGCUCAAACGUGCUAAUGGUCUAAUCGGUGCACUUCCUCACACCCCCUACUUCCCGUUCCACAAGGAAGAGAACUUCUGGUUUCUGCUUGCAGAACCCACCUCAAAUAAUGUUUGGUUUUUCCAGAAGGUAAAUUUCAUGGAUGAAGCUGCAGCUAUAUCUGCUGCAUCGAAGGCAAUUGAGGAGACAAUGGAGGGAUCUGGAGCAAGUGUUAAGGAGACAAGCACAGCAGUCAGGGAAGCUGUAGAGAAGGUGCGGAAUGGCUCCAGACUGGUGAUGGGCAAGUUCCCAGCAAUUGGAGAGGGGAACUACAACUUGACUUGUUACUGCCUGUGUGACUCUUGGAUAGGCUGUGAUAAAAAGACUAAUUUGAAGGUUAAAAUUCUGAAACGAACACGGGCUGGCACUCGGGGUGCUAUCUCUGAAGAGGGACCAAUUGCUGAGGAUGGAGUUGAAGAGGAAGAGGAGAAUGAAGAUGAGGAAUAUGAUGAUUAUGAAAGUGAGUAUAGCGAAGACGAGGAAGAAGAAAAAGAUAGAAAAAAGAAGGGCCCUGCUACAAAUGGCACCGCCCACAAUAGAGGUUCAAGCUCAGAGGGUUCAGGCACAGAUGAGGAAUGAAACACUGUUUUGUUCAUCAAUGAUUAGGAGGAAUAAGCUCUUAUUUAUUCGGGUCUAUGAACUUUAUGACCAUUGCAGUGAAUAGUGAUAGUCAUUUAUGGCAAAAGUCUUGAGUAUUUUUGAAUCCUUACACUGGCUUUUUACUAAUUAAACACAUCCUCUCCUCUUCCUAUUGCA